ACCGCGGGCGGCGGCGGCGGCGGCGGCCGGAGGCCCGGAGGCCGGGGAGGCCGCGGCGCGGUCACUGCGAGCCGAGCCGAGCCGCGCCGAUCGCCAUCCGGCCCCCGGCCCUCGCUCGCGAUCCCGGCCGGCGGCGCGGUCCGGCGCGGGGCCGGUGGCGCCGCAGCCCAUGGAGCUCGAGAACAUCGUAGCGAACACGGUGCUACUCAAGGCCCGGGAAGGCGGCGGCGGGACCCGAAAAGGCAAGAGCAAGAAAUGGCGCCAGAUGCUCCAGUUCCCUCACAUCAGCCAGUGCGAGGAGCUGCGGCAGCACCUGGAACAUGAUUACCACAGCCUGUGUGAGCGCCAGCCCAUCGGCCGCCUGCUGUUCCGGGAGUUCUGUGCCACCCGGCCUGAGCUGACCCACUGCAUCGCCUUCCUGGACGGGGUGGCCGAGUAUGAGGUGACCCCUGACGAGAAGCGGAAGGCGUGUGGGCGGCGGCUGAUACAGAAUUUUCUGAGCCACACGGGUCCUGACCUCAUCCCCGAGGUUCCCCGGCAGCUGGUGACAAACUGUGCCCAGCGGCUGGAGCAGGGGCCGUGCAAAGACCUCUUCCAGGAGCUCACCCGGCUCACUCACGAGUUCUUGAGCAUGGCCCCCUUUGCCGACUACCUCGACAGCAUCUACUUCAAUCGUUUCCUGCAGUGGAAAUGGCUGGAAAGGCAGCCGGUGACCAAAAAUACCUUCAGGCAAUACCGAGUCCUGGGCAAAGGCGGCUUUGGGGAGGUCUGCGCCUGCCAGGUGCGGGCCACAGGCAAGAUGUAUGCCUGCAAGAAACUAGAAAAGAAACGGAUCAAGAAACGGAAGGGGGAGGCCAUGGCCCUCAACGAGAAGCAGAUCCUGGAGAAAGUGAACAGUAGGUUUGUAGUGAGCUUGGCCUACGCCUACGAGACCAAGGACGCCCUGUGUCUGGUGCUGACGCUGAUGAACGGCGGGGACCUUAAGUUUCACAUCUACCACAUGGGCCAGGCCGGCUUCACCGAGGCCCGAGCAGUCUUCUACGCCGCCGAGAUCUGCUGUGGCCUGGAGGACCUGCAUCGGGAACGCAUCGUGUACAGGGACCUGAAGCCAGAGAAUAUCCUAUUGGAUGACCACGGGCACAUCCGUAUUUCUGACCUGGGCCUGGCCGUGCACGUGCCCGAGGGCCAGACCAUCAAGGGCCGCGUGGGCACCGUGGGUUACAUGGCUCCGGAGGUGGUCAAGAAUGAGCGGUACACCUUCAGCCCUGACUGGUGGGCGCUGGGCUGCCUGCUGUACGAGAUGAUCGCCGGCCAGUCGCCUUUUCAGCAGAGGAAGAAGAAAAUCAAGAGGGAGGAGGUGGAGCGGCUGGUGAAGGAAGUGACAGAGGAGUACUCGGAGCACUUCUCACCCUUGGCCCGCUCCCUUUGUUCCCAGCUCCUCUGUAAGGACCCUGGCGAGCGCCUGGGCUGUCGUGGGGGCGGCGCCCGUGAGGUGAAGGAGCACCCCCUCUUCAAGAAGCUGAACUUCAAGCGGCUGGGAGCAGGCAUGUUGGAACCUCCCUUCAAACCCGACCCUCAGGCCAUCUACUGCAAAGACGUCCUGGACAUCGAGCAGUUCUCCACGGUGAAGGGUGUGGAGCUGGAGCCCGCCGACCAGGACUUCUACCAGAAGUUCGCCACGGGCAGCGUGCCCAUCCCCUGGCAGAAUGAGAUGGUGGAAACCGAGUGCUUCCAGGAGCUGAAUGUCUUCGGACUGGAUGGCUCCGUGCCCCCCGACCUGGAUUGGAAGGGGUUGCCGCCCGCGCCCCCCAAGAAGGGCCUGCUGCAGAGGCUCUUCAGCCGCCAGGACUGCUGUGCCAACUGCAGCGACAGCGAGGAAGAGCUUCCGCCCCGCCUUGAGCUCCCCCCCCACCUCGAGCUCCCCACCCGCCUCUAGCCCCUCGACUUGAGCGCCCCCCACCCCCGCGGCGGCGAUGAUGCCCCGCGCUGUCGGCCCGGCGGGGUGUGCCCGGGGCGGCCCCCCCACCACCAUGGACAGGGGAAAAGAGGGGGGACGGCCGGAGGAGCGGUGUGCUCCCCCUGCCAGCCGCCUGCCCCGCCCCUGCCUGCGUCUUCUGCUCUGAGCUCCUCCUGGACAGGGGCGCCCUUCGGCGCAGGCCGGGAUGGACGGACGGACAGACGGAUGGACAGACAGGUGGACGGAGACCGAUGCGCAGAGCGCCGCCGGUGUUCACAGGCCUUCGCGGAGUGGGGGCCGGGGUGGGGGGGUUCCAAGGCCCAGUCCAAGGUCGCCCGGACCCCCGGGGUCUAGCACUGUGCCUGCCCCGCUGGACACUCGUGCCUCACCGGACUCCAGGCCCCGCCCCGCCGCCGAGGCGCCCUGCGGACCCUUCUCAGCGCUUGCCGGAGCUGGGGGGGGAUUCGAGGUGGGGGGUGGGGACGCCUCUGUCAGCCUCUCCCUGCAGCCCCCAAGGCCUGUGCCAAAGUGGGACCGGAAGUGGGGCUGUCCCGCCCCCCCAGCCCCCUACUGCCAGCUUCCCCCAGGGGGUUGGCCUCCGCCUUCCAAUCCCGGGGGGCGCCCCUGCACCCCCCACACGUGCUGGGUCCUGAUGCCAAGGCGCCUCUUCCGGAGAUGCCCCCGCCGGGGGUGGGGGCAGGGGUGGGGGGCCAAGGCAUCCCUGCUGCCCCCGUCGAACAUUCCAGAGUCCCCUCUUCGCCCUAGACACACGUGCCCAGCAAUAAUCCACCCACCCCUGUGCGGGAGUCCGGGACGUGUGCGUGCGUGCGCGCAGUGGGGGCGGGGGGCUGCGUCCGACGGGAACCGCCCCCCCACCCGUCAGCCUUGGUCCCUCCCAGACUGUGAGGGCCGUCUCGGGGUUCUCCCCCCACCACCCGUCUGAGGGUCCAGUGGGAACCCAGGGCCCGCGUUAUGUUUUCAUUGUUUUAUUUUGUUUUUGUUUCCAUUAUUUAAAGCCGGUUUUUCUUA
Molecule: messenger RNA, 2986 nt
Organism: Sorex araneus (European shrew)
Lineage: Eukaryota; Metazoa; Chordata; Mammalia; Eulipotyphla; Soricidae
Gene: GRK6
Product: G protein-coupled receptor kinase 6
Exons: 16
Coding region: 170-1936 (588 amino acids)
Biological process (GO): signal transduction; protein phosphorylation; regulation of signal transduction
Cellular component (GO): cytoplasm; plasma membrane
Molecular function (GO): G protein-coupled receptor kinase activity; ATP binding
Source: RefSeq, a predicted model, not a curated record